AUGGCUAAAGGAAAGAGAGGUCAUGAGGAGGUUGAGACCUACGAGUCCGAUGGUGGCUUCGUUUCCAACGAUGACGGAAAGGCCCCCAAGACCAAGAAGAGUAAGAAUGCAGCUUCCAAAGCCAAAGCCAACCCUGAGAGCAAGUUCUGGGAGCUUUCAUCUUCCAACACUCCCCGCAGAGUCGAAGUCUCGGAAUUCAAGGGCUCGAAGCUGGUCAACAUCCGGGAGUUCUACCAGAAGGAUGACGAAUACUUGCCGAGCAGGAAGGGCAUUUCCCUGUCAAUUGAUCAAUACAAAGCCUUCGUCAAAGCCAUUCCAGCGAUAAACGCGGCUUUACGUUCACAGGGUGUCGAAAUCGAAGGAUCUGAAGAGGUUGAAGCGGAACAAUCAGAGGAGGAGGUUAAGCCGAAGCGGAAGAUAAAGGCUAAGGCUAAAGAGGAGGAGAAGUUGAAUAUCGAAGCUACGAGUGAUGAGGAGGAUGAUUGA
Messenger RNA from Lachnellula hyalina, 486 nucleotides. It is a transcript of the gene 80A10.210, whose product is annotated as putative RNA polymerase II transcriptional coactivator. NCBI's taxonomy places the organism in Eukaryota, Fungi, Ascomycota, Leotiomycetes, Helotiales, Lachnaceae. The transcript is spliced from 3 exons. The record is from RefSeq and is a predicted model, not a curated record. Gene Ontology annotation, molecular function: transcription coactivator activity; DNA binding. Gene Ontology annotation, biological process: positive regulation of transcription initiation by RNA polymerase II. The coding region runs from base 1 to 486 and encodes 161 amino acids.